This is a messenger RNA of Belonocnema kinseyi, 4551 nucleotides long. RefSeq lists its product as uncharacterized. Bases 1 to 4551 code for a protein of 1516 amino acids. NCBI's taxonomy places the organism in Eukaryota, Metazoa, Arthropoda, Insecta, Hymenoptera, Cynipidae. The transcript has 16 exons. Gene Ontology annotation, biological process: lipid transport. The record is from RefSeq and is a predicted model, not a curated record. Gene Ontology annotation, molecular function: lipid carrier activity.
AUGGCCCUCGCUUUAAAAAUAAUUGCCGGUUUGAUACUGGCACAUCUGGCCCUUGCGAAUGCUAUUCCAGUGCAUUUUCCACAUGAAAAAACGAUCGUUUAUAAGUACACUGCCGAUGUCAAGACCGGCACUUUAGAACCGGAAAAUUAUGCAUCACAGUUUUCAUUAGAGGGUCUUCUUUACAUGAGACACGUUUCGAAUGAUUUGAAGAAUCAUCAUUCUUUUUACGUGGCUUUAACAGAACUUAAACAUGGCAUGUUUAAUGGUCAGAUUGACUACAAUGAAAAAAUUCGUCGCAUUCAUCCCAUAUCUGAGACUGUUACGGUUCUUCAAGAUCCAUUCAUGGUCGUGUAUGACGAUAAUGGAAAGCUUCAUGGAGUGAAAAUUCCAAACACAGAGAGUGAUUGGUCAAGGAACAUGAAACACGCAAUAGCAACUUCAUUGCAACUUGACUUUUCCAUGAUCAAUUUUGGAUCUGAUAUGAACACUCAUCAAUUUAUUUCGGAAGAGCGCACCAUCCAUGGAAUGUGUCAAAUGGACCUGUUCGUUGUUCCAAUGAAAGAAGAGAAGAACCACUUUCGUAUUAUGAAGACCUAUGAACCUAGGAAAUGCUCAGAGUUUAUUCAAAAUGAGUAUACCUUGGUGGAAGACAUAGGCUGUAAUGAUGUUGAGGAAGAUAUGGUCACAUCUGCUUUUAAAGAAUAUGAAAUUGAAAAAAUGAAUGAUGAGAUAUUGAUAAAGAAAUUCGUAGGGCAUUCAACCAUCAAUUACUUACCAUGGCUACAUCGAUCUGAAGCUCAUUUCAUUUUGACAAACCAAACUCUUAUCUUUGAGAAGAUGAUCUCCACUUUAGACAUGAAGUUACCAACAAUGAACUUUGACCAUGUGCCCUUGACCCAAAAUGUAUCUUACAAGCCACCAAACAGCAAGUACGCUGUACACGCAGCACCAGACGUAACUCAUGGUCGUCAUAUUGUCAAAUUGGACCUUUUGAUGCCAAAGUUGAAAAAGAUGUUGGAAGAAGCUGCUGAUUAUCUUGAUGAGAACCACAUAACGAUGAGAGAUCCAGAAUGGAAACAUGGCCAAACUAUUAACCGCCUUCUGCAAACAAUGAUCCAGAUGGAUCCCGGUUCAUUGGAACAGGUCUACAAUGUCAUUCAAGGUGACAAAACCCAACGAGAAACUACUGUGAAGAACCUAUUUCUUGAAAUGCUGCCUCAUGUUGGUACAACUGCGUCCAGUCUAUUCAUCAGGAACCUGAUUCGCAAAAACGUCCUUCCUCAAACAUCAACAAUCGGGUUGUUGAACAAACUCCCUUCUUUUAUUCGAACCCCAUCAGAAAAAUUUCUUUCGGAAAUGGAAGAUUUAAUUAAAUUUGGUGACAAUGUUCAUAAAGACGUUCGAAAGGCUGGUAUCCUUUGCUUUUCUUCUUUGAUAUACAAAACAUACAAACCCAUGUUUGUUAAGAUGGGGGCUAAGGUCGAAAAGAAUCCAUUAAUUCUGGAUAGGUACUUGCAUGACUUCUUGGAAAAAGUCAAGAAUGAGCCUCUAUAUGAAAUGAAGAUAGUGUACCUAAUGGCACUUAGGAACAUCAGGGUAGGCAAUGUUCAGACACUUUUGAUGCCAAUGAUAACGAAAGAAGUCUUAUUCCCAGAAAGACCAGAGGAAAUACGCUUAACGGCCUUGUGGUCAAUUCUCAGUAUUGUGCCGCGCGAUAGUUUAUACGUACAAUCCAACAUUUGGCCCAUUUUAGCUAAUCCUAAAGAACCCCUAAAACUUCGAUUAACAGCUUGUGCAGUCCUUAUGGCAAACGUGCGAAACACGAAUGAUAUGAUGAACCUAUACUGGUACAUGGUUUCUGAAAAAAAUCCACAUCUCCAUAAUUACUAUCAUACUUCACUGAAACGUUUGGCUAACUCGGUCAGUCCAUGCAAGAGGGCAGUUAGUGAAAUGGCAAGGAAGAUGCUGCGUUUCACGAGACCUAGGAAUCAAAAAAUGUCAUUGUCAGCUUUUUAUAGUAUGGAAUACAAUGAUCCAAAGUACGGUCAUGGCGAAGCUGUUGUAGCUAAUCUCUUUAUGACUGAAAGACUUGGCCUACCGAAUUUGGGAAACAUCAUGCACAUCAGUUCUCUCGGGAGAAAAAUGUUCCACCAACAUGGAAUUCACUGGAACACAAAUUUAUUUGAUUUCGGUCCCAAAGAAACUCCUAUAUUCGAAAAAAACAUGAAUUUAAAUGUUGCGGAUGAAAAAGUAAAGAAAAUUCUUCUUCAGGCAGCUGAGGACCUACAUAGACAGGAUCAAGAAUUAUUUGCUGAUAUUGUCCUAUUCAUGCAUGGUCAAGUUAUCAUGGUAAAGCACUAUGAUGCCAAUACGAGUAGCACGGCAAAUCUCAUGAGUGAUUUUGUAGAGAUGGCAAAUAUGAAGGAUAACAGUAUAUUAAAUUGGCAACACAUAAUGUACCACAAUCUUUAUCAUAUACAUGUUCCAACGGAUUUGGGAGUACCUGCUACAAUGGAAACUUCUAUUCCCUAUGCAGUAUCCCUUCGAUUGAAUCAAAAAAAGCAUAUAAACGAGUAUGUCAAAUUAGAAAUUGAUCCAAGAAUUUGGAGACAUGGAGAAUACAGAAUGUCCGUCUAUAAUCCGAUUGCUGAUAUUUGGCAUUCUGUACACAGAGUUACAACAACUGAUGUUGCUUUUCCUUUAGGAAUUUUUAUUAAAACGACACAAAUGGGUUUUUCGAAAGGCUUUGAUUUGAAUACAGUCGUGACUUUGGCGAGACUUCCUGAUCCAAAGUUGUCUGUUUCGGGUGUACGAAUUUAUGCAAUGAAUCAUGUAACUAUUUUGGGCGACGAGACUGACUUACUGUUGAAACAUUGUGGUUCUUGCAAACAUCAUGAGGUUGUUACAAAGGGAAUGGAACAUAGGAAGUAUUAUAAGAAAGUUGUUGAUUGUAAGGAUACUGGCCUUCGAUACACAAGUGCGAUUUUUGAUUGUGAAAAUGGGUUGACUCCAAUGGAGUACUUGAAGGAAAUGUAUAGAUCUCUAGCAAAAGAAAGCAAAAGUCAUUGGGGAAGCUGGCUUGCGCAUGUCUUUUUGUCCGUGACCCAGCAGAUUUCGAAUGAUAUUAGCUCACCAGAGGUUGGUACAUGUGGGAAGUUAUUGAAGAUAGAACCAAGUUCGAUUUAUCCAAGUUCUGAGGUUGUGAUAAGUGUAAACUGUAACUUAAGAGGAAUCAAAGAUUUGACCGAAGCUCCUUCACAUUUAUUGAAUGGAUUGCAAAACGAACUUUUCAUAAAGGCUGAUGUUAAAGGAUCCACUUCGAAUGAUUUGAUAAGUUCAUGGAACCUGGUCAUCAAACACGAUCUGACUCAUGAUUAUAUUAAGAAUAGAUUUGUUUUAUUUUUGACUAGAUUAGCACCAGGAGAGAGAGCCUUAAAAAUGGAAUUGGAAGUAGAAAAGGUCUAUCCUGAAGUAUUGGAUGAUUUACUGAAAAUUAGAAUGGGUCAAGAGGAAGUGAAUACAAAAGUCAGCUUCAAUAUAAUACGUGAUCCAUUUCCUGAUACGAAAAUAACGCUGAAUAUAAAAGGUGAAGUUUCUGAAGAACAAAGGAAAAAAUUCUGGCAAACGAGGAAUUCUAGUGUAGUGAAUAUGGAUGAAGAGUCUUGUGCUAGGGAUCAAAAGCUUGAUAUUUUUACAAAUCCAACACAUCUUAUACCCAGAACUUGGAACUGUAUUCGUGACGCUUUGAUCUUUACGGAAAUGAGGAAAUAUACUGUAGAAGCUAACUGGCAAGAGGUACCAUCAGAUAUGUCUUGGGCAUUGGCUACAAUAAUGGAUUAUGUUUGGACUUUCCUACCACCUCGAAUCCGACACAAUUGGUGCCCACAUGAUAAUUAUAUGAAGGUAUCAUUCCUAUUUCCAAUGUAUAAAAACACGAUGGAUAUCAAUGUUAUAAAAAGGGACAAUUGUUCUGACUUCACCGUCUUGGAAUUUCCAAUUGAAGCUGAAAUUUCAAGUCUUUUAAUGGAUACGAGUCAUGUCUUUUUAACGCCACUUUACAGUGAUAUGUUGUUACCAAUUUGUACAAUAUACCCCAAGGUUCUUUUAUCAAUGGAAAACAUUUCAGUUCCAUUAAUUGUUCCUUCCGAGUGGGCUCUUCUGACUGGUGAUAGUGUCCAUCUUUCUUAUGCCAUUUUUGUAAAGUCUUUACCAGAUAAUACCUUGGAUAUGAUGAUGGUUGUGGAAAAUCACAAGUUGGAGUUGUUGUCAAGGAAUUACAGAGUGGUGGUUAAAAUCGAUGGUAAUGUUAUCGAAAAUCCAUCGAACCAAGUAUUUGUUGAUGGACCUUUUAACUUCAUUUCCAGGAUAGUAGAAAAGAACGACGGACUUGUAAUUCUGCAAUCCAGUAAGACUGGAUUUUUAUGGAUAGAAUAUGCUUUGACUAGUGUAAGCAUAUUCGGUGUAAGACAACACCUUGAUGUUGGUUUAUGCGGUUACGUACAUGAUGAAAAUAUGAAGACUGUGCCAAAAUUAUAUACCUUACAAGUGUAA